GCAUCACAAAAUCAAAAGUAGAAACGCCAAUUAAACACUCAAAUUUGAGGGAAGCCUGAAAGAUAACCAACCACACACUGCAAUCGCCGUAAGGAUGCUGAUGAUCGAACCUUCUGCCACAGCCGUCCGUUUCUCCGCCGUGAACUUCGACUCCGCCACAAGCCUUGUCCCUCGCUCUGCUACUCUCUUCGUAUCCCGGAAUAAAUAUAGAAGGUUAACGGACAAUUUAGUUGGACGAAGGUGCGAUGGAAGGUUCAGAAACGGAAAUGGAAUAAGAGCGAUGGCUAAAGAGCUGUCAAGCUCGGGUCCGGUGAAGCAGAAUGCUAAGCCACAGAGGUAUCACCCGUCGGAGGACAUUGCAGAGUCAGAAAUAAUGAUGAAUGAGGCGACCAGACUUACGCCAGCUGAAACUUCUCGUACUAUAAUUGAGAUGAAUAGCAAAGCGACACUGAUGUUUUCUGGUUUUGUGAGCGAUGAAAUUCACGAGGACAUUUUCUGGCCAGAUUUACCUUAUGUAACUGAUGAGUAUGGAAAUGUAUACUUUCAAGUGAAGAAUGAUGAAGAUGUUUUGCAAGCUCUAACUUCUGAGGAAACCAUCGUGCAAGUCAUUAUUGGACUAGAUACAGCAGAAAUAAUCAGUGAGAUGGAGGCAUUAGGUCAUGCAGAAACCCAUUUUGGCAUAGACGAGCUUGAUGAUGAUGAUAGCGAUUUUGAUGAUGAGGACAAUGAUGAAGAUAGCGAUGGUGGUGAAGAGGAUGAUAAUCAUGAAAAGGAAUGGGUUGCCAUUCUUGAUGAUGACGAAGACCAGGAUGAGGAAUCUGAUGGAUCACUAGGGGACUGGGCUAAACUGGAGACAAUGCAAUCUUCUCAUCCUAUGUAUUUUGCCAAAAGGUUAACUGAGGUUGUAUCAGAUGAUCCCAUAGAUUUUAUGGAACAGCCUUCUGCUGGUCUUGCUAUACAAGGCCUUCUAAGACCUUCAUUAAUGGAAGAACACUCCAUCAUCCAGAAGCAUAUAUCUGGCCAUCUGUCAAGCAAUGCCGAUGUAAAUCAGAUUGCCAAAGAACAAAAGCCAGGAGGCAUUGUUCAGAUCAACGGCCAUAAACAUGAAAAGGAACCAGCUCAAAAAAUCCCAACUUGGGCAGAGGAAUUGGAGAACGAUAAAAGUCUUGGAAAUGGAAUUUCAUUUUACAAGCUAGAGAUGAUUAAAAUUCAGUUAGUUUCAGUACAAGGAGAUGAGAGCUUCGUUGAGAUAGAAGAUUUUCGCAGAGCCCGACCUGAUGCAAUAGCACAUUCAGCUGCAAAAAUUAUAUCUCGUCUUAAAGCUGGUGGAGAAAAGACCACGCAAGCCCUUAAAUCUUUGUGUUGGAGAUGCAUGGGUAUUCAAGUACAGGAGGUAUCUCUUAUAGGCGUGGAUAGCCUUGGUUUUGAAUUGAGAGUUUGCUCAGGAACACAAGUGCAGACAUUACGCUUUGCAUUUAAGAAACGGGCCUCUUCAGAGUAUAGUGCUGAAAGACAACUGAAUGAUCUACUAUUUGCAAGAUCCCACAAGUAUCAACAAAAGAAAGAAACUCAACAGACUGAAUCGUAGCACGUUGUAAAUUCGGGUAACUUCUGUAUGUUUAUGCUGUGCAUGCAGUCCCAAAAAUGUACAUAGCGUGCAGUAAAUUCUUGCUUCAUUCCAGAUUAUUUAUUCCUUGACUUCAAGCUUAUAAUUAUGGACGUUUGUGCUCUCUAUUUUCUCUUUUUCUUUUCGAGCCUUGCUGUAUAGUUUCACUUUCUUGGCGAAUGUGAUGUUUUUAUAUCUU
This is a messenger RNA of Olea europaea var. sylvestris, 1805 nucleotides long. RefSeq lists its product as uncharacterized. Lineage: Eukaryota; Viridiplantae; Streptophyta; Magnoliopsida; Lamiales; Oleaceae. The record is from RefSeq and is a predicted model, not a curated record. The transcript is spliced from 10 exons. Bases 95 to 1588 code for a protein of 497 amino acids.